Lepus europaeus (European hare) is the source of this 642-nucleotide messenger RNA. RefSeq names its product NADH:ubiquinone oxidoreductase subunit B3 (gene NDUFB3). The transcript has 4 exons. Lineage: Eukaryota; Metazoa; Chordata; Mammalia; Lagomorpha; Leporidae. The record is from RefSeq and is a predicted model, not a curated record. Bases 203 to 511 code for a protein of 102 amino acids. Gene Ontology annotation, cellular component: mitochondrion. Gene Ontology annotation, biological process: electron transport chain; mitochondrial respiratory chain complex I assembly.
UAAUUGGCUCCUCCGCUUUCCGGCCGUAAAAGACUCGCGGUGACAACUUCCGCUUCCGGUUGGCUCCGGCUGGAGUGUUGAGUGUCCUGAGAGUUCAGAUUGCUGUCAGGGAAAGCGGGCCUGCAGUUUUCCAGUGCUAGAGCCGAUCCCCUGAGUGGUGAUUGGUCACCACUAAACUCAGAAGUUCAUUUGAGACGUAGGCAUGGCCCCUGGACAUGGGCACGGGCAUGAACACGGUCAUAGUCAUGGAAAAAUGGAACUUCCAGAUUAUAGACAAUGGAAGAUAGAAGGGACACCAUUAGAAAUUGUCCAGGAGAAGCUGGCAGCACGGGGGCUGAGGGAUCCAUGGGGCCGCAAUGAAGCCUGGAGAUACAUGGGUGACUUUGCACACAAUGUUUCCUUUAUUGGUGCGUUACUGAAAGGAUUCAAAUGGGGAUUUGCUGCAUUUGUGGUAGCUGUGGGGGCUGAAUAUUACCUGGAGUCCCAGAAGAAAGACAAGAAGCAUCACUGAAGGUAGUGCCUGAAAGUCUCUUGUUGGCUUCCUAACUCGUAUAAAUAUAAGAUUCUUCACUGUAGCCCACUUGUAUGUAUGUUUAUCCCCUAAAGAAUACUGAUAAGAUUUAAUAAAGUAAGAAAAAUGUA